AAAUAAUAAAAUGACUGAUGGCUGAAUCACAUUUAGCUGCUUCAGUGGAACCCUCAGAGCUGUCAUUAGUGUUAUUAGUAACACCUGUGAUACGUCAAAAUGUGUUCUGUGAAACAUGAGAAUCCGGGAAAAAAGAAAAGUAUCCACACUGUAAAGAGUAAAAAAGAUAGAAGCAAGUGUAAAAUGUAAUAUAGUACAAAGCGUUAGGUUAUAUUGUUCUAUUUAAAAGGUAACACCCAUUCUAUUCACUUAUUAAAAAUAAUUUGCAUGAACAAAAGUAUAAGAAAUAGACUAUGUAGACAAUAAAUGACUUUCAAUGCAAGUUGCAGCUUGAAUUACUUCAACACACUAUAAAAAGGGUUAGAGCGCCUCUGGUGGGAAUUUCAGAUGAACGCGUUUUACUAGAAGAAACAUGCAGAUCUGACCAGUAAUCAGUUUCCGUCCCCACUGAGUCCCUGAAGCAUCCCUGAAGCUGACCUGAGACCAGCAGACUCUGAAUAACUGAACUGUGAGGAUCUGCUGCAUCUUCUCUACCGGCAACGUGGCAAGACUUAAGAGUUGUAGGCUACUGUUUUUCCUCAUGUAGGCUACUAUCCGAGGACGCCGUUACUCAUGAGGAUAUGACACAGACAAGGCUGCAGCAACAACACAUGGAUCUCCGUAUUUUGUGAACUUUAUCCUCCCGUUAUCAUGUUGACUCGUUAUCAGCUCAUGUUGUGAGUUUCCUGUGAAAUGAUGUGGCAGUUGUGGAUGUACUUUGACUGCGUGUGGCAUGUGUGAGCCGUGUUAAAGUAGGCCGGCCGUGUGUGAAGGAGGUCAUCAUGGAUCACAGAGGAUCUCACCCCCGGCCCCAGUCUGGCCGUCACUCCCACAGAUCAAAAGACAAAGAGGACUACCAGCGGUAUUCUCACCAGGACAGGGACCAGAGCUACCCACCACCAGAUCCCAGAGAGAGGGACAGGCACUGGGCUCAUGCUGAUCCCCGCUACAGGGCUCAUUUAACCAGUCCUCCUGCCAGACUGGACCAGUAUCCUUACAGCACUCAGCAGUAUCUUUAUAACUAUGGGCGACCAGAACACCAAAGACCCCAGUCCAGGCAUGGGUAUGACUAUCCACCCAACAGUCAUUGGGACUACAGGGAGAACUACGGUUAUUAUGACCAUGACUAUUACAGUGGACAGCAGGGUCGACCAGAUGCUGGCCAGUGGGUGCCCCAAGACUCAUGGAGAACGGAGCGUUACCAUGAAAGAGCAUACAACCAGGAACACCCAGGGAGCUCCUACAAUGAGGAAUACAGGUAUGACCAAGGGAGAGACAACUCCCAGCAUAAUGUCUAUGACUACGAGGAUAAUCCCUCCAGAGAGAACGAAGAGGUUUCCUCUUAUUACCAUGGGACGUUAGAAAGUUCCAAAAACUCAGGGUUAUCAUCCAGCAGCUAUGAACUGAGUCAAUACAUAAAUGGAGCUGAACACAAUGACCCUGGCCCACAACCUGCUCACACAUCUGAUGCAGAGCAUGGAGCUGUGCGUCAGAUGUCGGCUCCUCUGAAGUACUCAAUCCCUCAUGCGGUUGUCAGCUUUGGACCUGCAGGCCAGCUGAUACGGGUCACUCCAGGCUUUUCCACGCAGGAGAAUGUCAGCCAGCUGGAAAUCCACAGUCUAGAAGUCAUUCUGAGUGAGACACAGGAACAGCAGGAGAUGAGAAACUUCCCUGGGCCCUUAACUAGGGAGGAUUUGCACAAAGUAGAUGCUAUAGAAUUUGCCCACCAGAGGGCAGGCGCCUGCAUGAGAGAUGACAAACUGCAUGAUAAGAACUCUGCUGCCCUCUUGUGGAAUCUACUGAUACUGCUGUGCAGGCAGAAUGGACAAAUAGUUGGGUCAGAUAUUGCCGAGCUGCUUAUGCAGGGCUCACAUUCAGAUGGAAGCUGGGAGUCAGAUGCUCCUACACUCAUUGACUUCAGUGAGGGCACAACUGCUGAAACACCACCCUGCAAAGGAGAUGACCUGCUCACAGGAAACUGCACCAGCUUCAGCUCUGAGAGCUCUAAGAAGGCCCUGCAGAGCUAUACCCAACUGCUGCUGGCUGGAAGAAAGAAGGAGGCCUUGGACUCGGCUAUGAGCAAUGGCCUCUGGGGGCACGCACUUUUUCUGGCCAGCAAAAUGGACAACAGGUCCUAUACCACUGUGCUGAACAGGUUUACAGGCCAGCUAACAGCCAGUGAUCCCCUUCAGACUAUCUUCCAACUACUGUCCGGGAGAAUCCCUUCUGUGGCCACGUGCUGUGGAAAUGAAAAGUGGGGUGACUGGAGGCCCCAUCUGGCCGUUAUGCUCUCCAAUGAGACGGGAGAUCCUGCCGUCCAACAGAAGGCCAUCAUCACCAUGGGGGACACACUAGCCUCCAGAGGCCUCAUACAUGCCGCCCACGUCUGCUACCUGACAGCCAGUGUUCCCUUUGGGGUGUUCAUGCAGAAGGCAGCGAGACUGGUACUUCUAGGCAGCAGCCACAGGCAGUCCUUUGAAUACUUUGCCACAAACUUUGCCAUCCAGUGCACUGAGUUGUAUGAGUACUGCCAGACACUUGGGGGCAAAUGCCUUUCAAUCCCAUCCUUUCAGGUGUAUAAGUUCCUGUAUGCCAGUCGACUUCUAGACUGUGGACUUGCAUCUCAAGCCUUCCAUUACUGCGAGGUGGUAGGACAGGCGAUCCUCAGACAGACUGAGCCUUUCUUUGUCUUGACCGAAGAGGUUAUUAAGUUGGCAGACAGGCUGAGACACUCUGAAGGUCAGUUCAGUGAAGCAGGGGUUUGCGGAGCUGGGCAGGAACCUGACUGGCUGAAACAACUACGUGCCAGGCAUCAUAGUUUACAGACGGGGAGUUAUGACUUCAUUGAAACAUACCAUCCACCUCCUGAGGGACAUGCUGUGGUCAAUGACAAAAAGUUAUCAGAAUCUGACCUGGAUGACCCAAGGUUCAAUGACAUCCACAGUCCAGAGCCUGAACUGCUUUAUUACAGAGGCACUGAGGAUCAAGAAACCCCUGUACAUCAACUUCAAGAAAGAAACGAGGAAAUGGUAGCUUUGUCAGGGGACAUCAGAGGACCUCAGGAAUGGCCACAGGCCAAUCCUCUGAUGCCAGUAGCAGUGGGUUAUGCUCCCCCAGCGCCUACAGUUGCUGGAAGCCAAGACUUCAGUUAUCAUAACACAGAUAGUGCUGAAGUUGGAACUGCCUUGCCACAUUGUCCUCUGAGUGAUUUGCCAUCAGCAGCAGAGGGUGCUGGGUUGUCCCCUGUAGUAGGCACUAUGGGGGGUCAGAUGCCGGAGGUCGACAUCAGUCAGCAGGGGCCAAUGCAGCAGAGCAUCCCGCAAGGUUUUGAGGCCUCCAAGCAGAUCAACGAGCCUCCUAAACAGAGCACCAAGACGGGGUGGUUUAGUGGUUGGUUCAAAUCAAAAUCCAAAGAUGUCCAAAAGGAGAGCUCAGAGCAGAGAAGCCCAGCUCAGACAGAGCUACCACCCACUACUGACUUCUGUCCUCCUCCUCCGCCUGCUAUUGUCUCCCCUGGCAUGUUUCCAUCCAUCCAGCCCUCCUCAGCUGGAGUCAAUCCUUUCUCAAGGAAAGCAGGCCAGCAGCUGGGGUAGAAACCCUGUCAACACCACUAGCCUGUAUUACAGGACCACUGACACCACUAAAACCAAAGACGGGAUACUGCACUACCAACCAUUAAUGUUGGCUUUAAGUCUAAUGAGAACUUCACCUGGGCUUGGAAAGACACCAAUAAGAUCCAUACUGCUCACCACCAUCCAUGUUUCUUUUUUAAGGAUGCCCUUUUAAACCCCCUUAGCUUGCACACCAUCAUGUUGCAUGUUAGCUACAGAAAUACACUAGAUGAACUAGCACAGUAACUCAUAUUGCAGGGAGCUAAAACAGUUGAGAUGUGCUUCAUAAAAGCUGACAGCAGGGGAAUUACCAGUGGAUGCAGGAUACGUUAGGGGUAAGGAAUAUCUUAACUGACCUCAGUAACCAUUUAUGCAUGAUGGAUCUGACCAGAAAUAUUGAUGCCAGCAACACUUAGGCAAGUUAUACUCUAGCAGAAAAAGUUUGAAAUAGCUGGUGCAAAUGACCACCUAAGUGCCCAGUGAGUAUGUCACUAGAUUCUCACAGCCCAGACCACUCUUAAAUAAUUAUCCAUGCUAUAUAUUGCAAACGCUACACAUUUAAUAAAGGUAUUAUAUUUAAAAUGGGUAAAUCUACCAGUACCACUGCAUUAUAUUUUAAUGAUAAAAUGCCAAUGCAAAAAUACAUUCAAGCAUAUAUGAGAUCCAAGCUAAAAUGUAACCUAAUGCUGUAGUGAUUUAUUAGCCUCACAGAAGCCAGCUUCAAUCUUGCAAGCUGAGUAAGCGGAAUCUGUAGCCUGGCUAGUUCAUUAAAGCACAAAGUAAGCAACAUUUGGUUAGUUUUCCAAUCUGUAAAGUGAAAUAGUUUUAGUUUUAAUUAUAUAUGAGACAUAUAAAGAAAAAAAUGGAAGAGUGUUGUCAUGCUGCCAAGAUGGAUGGUACCACAUGACAGGUGGGAGAGGGAAGAGUGGGAAAGACCUCGGCCAGGCAAACAGCCAGCAUGUCCUAUACCUCUUCCCCCGGCCAGCAGACACUUACAGGAUAACAUCAUGUGCUGAGGGUUAGGGUUACGCUAAAAUGUAUAUAAAGCACACAGUAAUAUAUAUCCUUGGAAUAAAAUUUUGAACAAAGUUGAUAAAUUAUCCUGUCACCUUGUAAACAUGUUUUUGAUAUCAUGUAUAUGUAUGUCAUGUGACUUAUAUAUGUAUUUUUACAAUAUAUGUACAUGGUUUUUUUGUACCUCUGUGCCAGCAGCUGAAAUGUAUUAACUACCAGUUUAUCUGUGCAUUCUUGCCUCAAAGUAAUUUCUCACUAUUACAAAAUGUAAAAACUUUAUCUACAGUCAGUAUGUGGUUGUUUUUUAUGACAUACCACUCACUUAAUAGCAAAAUCAAGUCACAUAUUGAAUAAAUAUGUCUUGCAAAGAAAUAAGGGUGCCAAAGGGAGCUUCUCACUAAGUGGAGAGCAAGUGACAACAUGGCAGGUGCUGUCUCCUUUUACGAUUACUCUGCAGGAGCCAAGUGUGAGUGAGGCACACUGGCACACACUAGCACACAUAGAUAUCCAGGAUGUGUGUCACCGCUCACUGCUGCCUGCCAAUUAUGUGUCAGAGCAUAAAAACAUUCAGAAUUGAUAGCUUUAUGAAAGACAAGUGGCAUCCCAAAAUCUCUCAAUAAGUCUCCUUAAAUGUUCUUUUGGUUGGAUUAGUUUGGUUUAUCCUACUUGUUUUAAAGUGAGCAGACAAUAUUAUUAGUUAAAGAAAGGCCCGAUGACUUUAUUUUGAAGAAUUACCAUCUGGUAGAAAUUUAUUGAGAUUCACCUUCACAAUAAAAUUUUAUUAUUACAAGUUUGCAUUGUUGGUUCCCUUUAAUCCACUAAGAAGACGCACAUGCAAACCAAACAUGGUUGUUGUGCUCAUCAAUAUGAUUAAAACAACAGUUUACAACUAACAUUCAGAUAAUUCAUUAAUAUUACAAGUUCAGACUAACACAUGUAGAUGUAAAUGAUAUCAUAAGUGCACUUAACUUGCUUAAUAAUACAAUUCCUGCAGUUUGAUUUGGGGUUAAUUUCCAUUUUAUAUCAGGUAAGAUGCUGUGUGUGUAUUACUGUUUAAAAAUCUUAGCAAAUAAUACUGCAUGUGCUGCUCAACAGAGUUGUUGAAAACCACCCUCACUAAUGUGCUCCCAACUUCUAGGCUUUCCUCUGCACAAAAGUUCCAUUUCUUGAAAAAAAAAACACUUUCUUAACCCCAAAUACUUCGAUUGCAUAUAAAAUGAUAUGAUGCAUACUGAACUAAACUAUAAAGUCACUUAUCAAACAAAACCUCCAGCAAAAUAAAAAGAAGGCACCACAACUACAAAAUAAUAGGACUGUACUGACUUUGUAUUGCCCUGGCAAAAAAGCAGUCAUGACUGACUGGUUAGCAAGCUACACUGAACUUAGAAAAAGCUGGACUGGUCUAUAAAUGUGGUCGCAGUAGUGUUCCUUAAGAGUUGCCACCCCAAAAUCUAUGUUGGAGCACAAGUGACAACAGUGUUGUCGCAAUUCUUAUUUGUGCUGCUUGCAUCAAUAAAAAGUACAAAGUCCAAAAUUCAUGUGAAAAAAUAACAAGACCAUAAAUGUCUGACCACAAUCAAAUAGUAACUGGCAAAGGUAAACAGUGCACCUGAGAAUAAACAUUUAAAACAUUAAUGUUGGUGGAUUUGUUGUAUGCAUAUACAACAUUACACUGAUGGUUGAGGGUUGAGACGUUAAGCUGUCACUCCAUCUGUCAGGGUACUAUAAUGUACUAGCUGCCUACAGUCCUAAACUGUACAACAAAGCUGUCAUCUAUGUUUGGCAAAUGUCACUGAUGCUAAAGUCAGGUAUUUAAAUCUCUAUGUAUCUAUAAAUUCAGGGUGAGGAAGUGAUGGGCCCUCUGAAAUGCCAUGCUCAGUGCCAUCCCUUCUUGAAUCAGUCAGCAUGUCCCACCUUGCCCACCAGAUUCAAAAUGGUCUAGACAUAGAUACAUUAGUGCAUUGUUGGAUGCCAUUCAUCAUGAUAAACCACCUGCAUCUCUUAAAUGCAAUAUUGUGUAUGUUAUUAAUUGCAUAUAUAUUCACACCUUUAGAAGGGGCUAAUGCUCUUGUAACCAUUGGCGCAUUAAGCUGUCAGCUCCAGUGUCUGCUGUGCUAAUGGAAACUUUCAUCCCACAACAUUCUCAUGAGACAACCCAGUGCCAUGAGGAGAGGGGGCUGUGUGCAUAAUAAAAUAGUAAACGCAUGAGGCACAAUCAUGAUAACCUUAACAUAAACUGGUGCCCUAGGACCUUGAAUGGAUCCAAUGUCUCUGAAACUGAAUUACUGAUAAGUUACUCAUUCAAUAAAACUGAUACCACUGCAUUUGGAUAUAAGGUUGUAAAUUAAAUGAACAGUACUAGCACAGUGAUGGAGGUGUACAGUACC
Messenger RNA from Thunnus maccoyii (southern bluefin tuna), 7051 nucleotides. It is a transcript of the gene sec16b, whose product is annotated as SEC16 homolog B, endoplasmic reticulum export factor. Bases 822 to 3632 code for a protein of 936 amino acids. NCBI's taxonomy places the organism in Eukaryota, Metazoa, Chordata, Actinopteri, Scombriformes, Scombridae. Gene Ontology annotation, cellular component: endoplasmic reticulum exit site; ER to Golgi transport vesicle membrane. The record is from RefSeq and is a predicted model, not a curated record. The transcript is spliced from 26 exons. Gene Ontology annotation, biological process: COPII vesicle coat assembly; autophagy; Golgi organization.